Molecule: messenger RNA, 1912 nt
Organism: Camelina sativa (false flax)
Lineage: Eukaryota; Viridiplantae; Streptophyta; Magnoliopsida; Brassicales; Brassicaceae
Product: patellin-4-like
Molecular function (GO): lipid binding
Source: RefSeq, a predicted model, not a curated record
AAAAAAAAAAAAAAAAAAAAAAAACAAGAAGAAGAAGAAGAGAGAAAGAGAGAUAUUCAGAAGGAAGAAACUUUUUUAUUCUAGAAUCAGAGAAAGUCGUAUCAUCUUCUUUUAGGGUUUUAAGAUGACUGCUGAAGUUAAGGUUGAGGAGAAGCAGGUGGAGUCUGAGGUUGUUAUUACUCCUGCUGUUGUUCCUGAGGAGACUACUGUGAAAUCUGUUGUUGUGGGGGAGGAAGAAGAAGUCAAAGCUGUGGAAGAAGAUGAGAGCAGCAAGCCUAAGGGUGUUGAGAAGAGUGCCUCGUUCAAAGAAGAGAGUGAUUUCUUUGCUGAUUUGAAAGAUUCUGAGAAGAAGGCUCUGGGUGAUCUCAAGUUGAAGCUUGAGGAAGCUAUUGUUGAUAACACUCUCUUCAAGACCAAGAAGAAGGAGACCUCUCCUGUCAAGGAGAUGAAGGAAGAGGCCGUGAAACCUGAGGUAGAGAAGAAGAAGGAAGAAGAAGCAGAGGACAAGGUUGAAGAAGAGAAGAAAUCUGAGGCUGUUGUUGUUGCAGAGGAGAUAACCACCCCCAAGGAAGAAGUGAAGACUGCUGAAACUAAGGAAGAAGUGAAAGCUGAAGAAGAGAAGAAAACAGAAGAUGUUGUAGUUACAGAAGAAGUGAAAGCUGAGACUGUCGAGGAGGAGGAAGCAGAUGAGUCUGUGGAUAAGGACAUCGAGUUGUGGGGAGUGCCAUUGCUUCCAAGCAAAGGAGCUGAAGCCACUGACGUGAUCCUCUUGAAGUUCUUGAGAGCAAGAGACUUCAAAGUCAACGAAGCCUUUGAGAUGCUGAAGAAAACCCUUAAAUGGAGGAAGCAACACAAGAUUGAUUCCAUCCUUGGAGAAGACUUUGGGGAGGAACUUGCCUCUGCGUCUUACAUGAACGGUGUUGACCGAGAGUCCCACCCUGUUUGCUACAAUGUCCACAGCGAGGAGCUUUACCAGACGUUUGGGGCAGAGAAGAACAGAGAGAAGUUUCUGAGGUGGAGGUUUCAGCUCAUGGAGAAGGGUAUCCAGCAGCUUAAUCUGAAACCAGGAGGUGUUACUUCUCUUCUCCAGAUCCAUGAUCUCAAAAACGCUCCUGGAGUGUCAAGAAAAGAUCUUUGGGUUGGAAUCAAGAACGUCAUCGUAACUCUGCAGGACAACUAUCCAGAGUUCGUGUCUAGAAACAUAUUCAUAAAUGUUCCGUUCUGGUUCUACGCCAUCAAUGCUGUCCUCUCGCCAUUCUUAACACAACGAACCAAGAGCAAGUUUGUUGUGGCUCGUCCAGCUAAGGUCACAGAGACUCUUCUCAAGUAUAUCCCAGCUGAGGAGCUUCCAGUUCAGUACGGUGGGUUCAAAAGAGAUGACGAGACCGCAUUCUCCAAUGAAGCUGUCACUGAAGUUGUUGUUAAGCCUGGAUCAUCUGAAACCAUUGAAAUCCUCGCUCCCGAGACUGAAGGUACAUUGGUAUGGGACAUAGCGGUUUUGGGAUGGGAAGUGAACUACAAGGAAGAGUUUGUGCCGACCGCUGAAGGAGCUUACACCGUAAUUGUCCAAAAGGUGAAGAAGAUUGGAGCAAAUGAAGAAGCGAUCAGGAACAGUUUCAAGAACAGUCAGGCUGGGAAGAUUGUUCUCACCGUCGACAAUGUCUCCAACAAGAAGAAGAGAGUUCUGUACAGGUACAGAAUCAAGACUGAAACCUCUUCCUGAAGACUGAAGUAGAGGCUCUUCUUCAACCUAUAAGCAGUCUCUGGAUAUAUAAUAUUCUUUUUCUAAAUUCAAAGUUUGGUGUUAUUAUUAUUUAUUUUUGAGUGAUAUGUGCGAGAAAGAGAGAUACUGCCAUUGUUUCAUUGAAAAUUCAAUCUUUUGUUAUGAGAUUUUUAUUCUCUUCCGUUUCAA